AAAAUACAUUCCAAAGCAAGUGAAUUAAAUUGAAUAACUUGGAUUUUCGUCUUACUUGUGGAUUUUCCAGUUGUUAAAAUUGAAAAAAAAGUCAAGUCCGAAAGUGCAUUAACAAAAAUUGUGCUCAAACAAAAUAUCAAACAUCGCAAUAUAAAUAAGGAAAGACAUUGAAGGAAAAAAGUUUACUUUUAUGUGCAACAAAAUUUUGUUUACAAAACAUUUAAGUUUUUCAUGCAAUCGAAAAGUUGAGUGAGAGUCUCUGAACAUUGCAGUGCAACAUUUCACGAUCGCUACUUAGGAUUGUGAAAAACAUUUUCGUGUGUUAAAAAUUCAAACAUUAAUUAAUAAGAUUUAAGAAACUUAAAAGUUUUUCUUUUGGAAAAUAAAAACUUGAAGUGAAAUUAAAUAAAGACAUCUGACAGCUUAAAGUGGAAAAGAAAAAAGCUUUGAAGCAAGAGCAAUUUAACACUGAAGACUGCCAUUGAACAUAAAUAUAAAGAAGGAGAAAAAUCGUUGAUGCAAUGUUCGCCACACCACUUUUUUGUGAAGCUAUUUCAAACAAACAUAGUUGCUGCAACAACAAUAAUAAUAAUAAUUGCAUAAAAAUAUGUGAUAAUCAGAUUGCAUUAGUGCAAGAAAAAGAGAAAGAGAAUGAGAUGUUGAUGAAGGAAGAAGAUGAAAAUUAUCGAAAGUUCAGACAACUCUUGGACUAUGAUGAUGCUCCAUCAUAUCUUCAAUUCAAUCCAUUUAUCCGCAAAGGAUAUCGCACAAUGUUGCCAUCGAAGCUUUGUUGGGAAUCGAUCUUUUGGUGGACAAAUGAAACUAUCAACAUCUGGUCUCACAUUUUCGGGCUGUUUUUGUUCAUCGCACUUUCCAUCAACGACAUUGCUUUCCUGAAAAUUCACGCACAUUUCGUUGAUAAGCUCAUCGUUGGUGCGCUUCUAGUGUGCUUCCAGAUCUGCAUGUGUUUGUCGUCAUUUUAUCAUAUUUUCUGUUGCCGGUCGGAGCACGAUUAUGAUUGCUUUUUAACUUACGAUCUUUUCGGAAUCGCUCUGUCAUUAUUAGCGAUUUAUAUAAGUGGAAUAUAUUACGCUUUCUGGUGUCAUAGCGUCCUUCGGAAUUUUUAUAUCGCUACAAUUGUCGUGAUAUUCAUAAUAUCAAUGAUAAUGCAAAUUCCACGUUUAAAAGUAAAAGAUCACAUUAAGAUUGCAGUAUUUGUGUCAUGGGCUGCAUUUGGAGUGAUACCAACAAUUCAUUGGUACUUCGAAAUGGGCGGAAGUGAAAACUCCAUGAUUAAUAUUUUCAUUCCACGAGUUAUUGGAAUGUAUGCGCUUGUUAUUAUCGCAUUUGUAAUUUAUAUCACCAAAAUACCUGAACGAUGGCUUGUCGGUAAAGUAGAUUUUGCUGGUCAUUCGCACAAUUGGUGGCAUCUCUUCGUGCUUGCUGCUCUCUACUACUGGCAUAAUAGUGGUAUGAAAUAUCUCGAAUAUCGAAUGACGUAUGGAUGUUCUGCCACAUCAUGAGAUGGACGCUAUAACUUUUAGUAUAACUUAGUGAAAUUAAUGAAAUUUCAGAAGAAAGAAAAGCCUUGAUUAGUUUGUAAGGAUUUUAUAAUAUAAGAAUCGAGAUAAAUAGUUAGAAACAUGAAAUUUUACGAUAUUAAUUGCUUUAAACAUAGAAAGAAAAUCAUUCGUAAUCUUUGUGCAAUAAGAAAUGUUCGAGAUUUUCACCACAAAUGUUAAAUUAAAUUAGGAAUUUUCAUUUGAAGCCAAAUAAUUCAGCAAAGCUUUAAGAAUCAUCAACAUUUGUGGUGAAAAUAUGAAUAAUUUCAUUUCAAUCAAACAAUCAUUUAGUUAUUUGCGCAAUAGUCUAAUUUUAAUCAUGUUUUACUAUCAUAUACAACGCUUAAUGUUUCGUAUGUUAAUUUUAUUAUAAAAUAAUAAUUUUUCAAUGGAAACCUAAAACAAAAAAGUUUAGUUUAUCAAGAAAAAGAUUAAAUAAAAAACACAUUUUACUUAAAAAAGUUAAAAUUUUA
Molecule: messenger RNA, 2035 nt
Organism: Clunio marinus
Lineage: Eukaryota; Metazoa; Arthropoda; Insecta; Diptera; Chironomidae
Source: the annotation of a GenBank genome assembly